AUGAUUGUGCUAUUAUUCUUCGCCUUGCUCUGGAUGGUGGAAGGAGUCUUUUCCCAGCUUCACUACACGGUCCAGGAGGAGCAGGAACAUGGCACUUUCGUGGGGAAUAUCGCUGAAGAUCUGGGCUUGGACAUUACAAAACUUUCGGCUCGCGGGUUUCAAACGGCGCCCAACUCUCGGACCCCUUACUUGGACCUCAACCUGGAGACCGGGGUGCUGUACGUGAACGAGAAGAUUGACCGCGAGCAAAUCUGCAAGCAGAGCCCCUCCUGCGUCCUGCACCUGGAGGUCUUCCUGGAAAACCCCCUGGAGCUGUUCCGGGUGGAGAUCGAGGUGUUGGACAUCAAUGACAACCCCCCCUCCUUCCCGGAGCCGGACCUGACCGUGGAGAUCUCUGAGAGCGCCACGCCGGGCACCCGCUUCCCCUUGGAGAGCGCAUUCGAUCCAGACGUGGGCACCAACUCCUUGCGCGACUACGAGAUCACCCCCAACAGCUACUUCUCCCUGGACGUGCAGACCCAGGGGGAUGGCAACCGAUUCGCCGAGCUGGUGCUGGAGAAGCCGCUGGACCGAGAGCAGCAAGCGGUGCACCGCUACGUGCUGACCGCGGUGGACGGGGGAGGAGGGGCCGGAGGAGGCGGCGCGGGAGGGGGCCUGCUCCCCCAGCAGCAGCGCACCGGCACGGCCCUACUCACCAUCCGAGUGCUGGACUCCAACGACAAUGUGCCCGCCUUCGACCAACCCGUCUACACUGUGUCUCUCCCAGAGAACUCACCGCCGGGCACGCUCGUGAUCCAGCUUAACGCCACGGACCCAGAUGAGGGCCAGAAUGGCGAGGUCGUGUACUCCUUCAGCAGCCACAUUUCGCCCCGGGCGCGGGAGCUCUUCGGUCUCUCUCCUCGCACUGGCCGACUGGAGGUGAGCGGCGAGCUGGACUACGAAGAGAGCCCGGUGUACCAAGUGUACGUACAAGCCAAGGACCUGGGCCCCAACGCCGUGCCCGCGCACUGCAAGGUGAUCGUGAGAGUGCUGGAUGCUAACGACAACGCGCCGGAGAUCAGCUUCAGCACCGUGAAGGAGGCGGUGAGCGAGGGCGCGGCGCCCGGCACGGUGGUGGCCUUGUUCAGCGUGACCGACCGCGACUCAGAGGAGAAUGGGCAGGUGCAGUGCGAGCUGCUGGGGGAUGUGCCGUUCCGCCUCAAGUCUUCCUUCAAAAACUACUAUACCAUCGUGACCGAGGCCCCUCUGGACCGAGAGGCGGGGGACUCCUACACCCUGACCGUGGUGGCUCGGGACCGGGGCGAGCCUGCGCUCUCCACCAGCAAGUCGAUCCAGGUGCAGGUGUCCGAUGUGAACGACAACGCACCGCGAUUCAGCCAGCCGGUCUACGACGUGUAUGUGACCGAAAACAAUGUGCCGGGCGCCUACAUCUACGCGGUGAGCGCCACAGACCGUGACGAGGGCGCCAACGCCCAGCUAGCCUACUCUAUCCUCGAGUGCCAGAUCCAGGGCAUGAGCGUCUUCACUUAUGUAUCCAUCAACUCCGAGAACGGCUACUUGUACGCCCUGCGCUCCUUCGACCACGAGCAGCUCAAGGACUUCAGCUUCCAGGUGGAAGCCCGGGACGCCGGCAGCCCCCAGGCGCUGGCUGGCAACGCCACUGUCAACAUCCUCAUCGUGGAUCAGAACGACAACGCCCCUGCCAUAGUGGCGCCCCUUCCGGGGCGCAACGGGACUCCGGCGCGCGAGGUGCUGCCCCGCUCGGCGGAGCCCGGUUACCUGCUGACCCGCGUAGCCGCGGUGGACGCGGACGACGGCGAGAACGCCCGGCUCACCUACAGCAUUGUGCGGGGUAACGAAAUGAACCUCUUCCGCAUGGAUUGGCGCACCGGGGAGCUCCGCACGGCGCGCCGGGUGCCGGCCAAGCGCGACCCCCAGCGGCCUUACGAGCUGGUGAUCGAGGUGCGCGACCACGGGCAACCUCCCCUGUCCUCCACCGCCACCCUGGUGGUGCAGCUGGUGGAUGGCGCUGUCGAGCCCCAGGGCGGGGGCGGGGGCGGGGGUGGGGGGUCAGGGGAGCACCAGCGCCCCAGCCGCUCUGGCGGCGGGGAGACCUCGCUGGACCUCACCCUCAUCCUCAUCAUCGCGCUGGGCUCGGUGUCCUUCAUCUUCCUGCUGGCCAUGAUCGUGCUAGCCGUGCGUUGCCAAAAGGAGAAGAAGCUCAACAUCUACACGUGUCUGGCCAGCGACUGCUGCCUCUGCUGCUGCUGCUGCAGCGGGGGCGGCUCGACCUGCUGCGGCCGCCAAGCCCGGGCGCGCAAGAAGAAACUCAGCAAGUCGGACAUCAUGCUGGUGCAAAGCUCCAACGUACCCAGUAACCCGGCCCAAGUGCCGGUGGAGGAGUCCGGGGGCUUUGGCUCCCAUCACCACAACCAGAAUUACUGCUACCAGGUCUGCCUGACCCCCGAGUCUGCCAAGACCGACCUGAUGUUCCUUAAACCCUGCAGCCCUUCGCGGAGUACGGACACUGAGCACAACCCUUGCGGGGCCAUCGUCACCGGCUACACAGACCAGCAGCCCGACAUCAUCUCCAACGGAAGCAUUUUGUCCAACGAGACUAAACACCAGCGAGCAGAGCUCAGCUAUCUAGUUGACAGACCUCGCCGAGUUAACAGUUCUGCAUUCCAGGAAGCCGACAUAGUAAGCUCUAAGGACAGUGGCCAUGGAGACAGUGAACAGGGAGAUAGUGAUCACGAUGCCACCAACCGAGGCCAGUCAGCUGGUAUGGAUCUCUUCUCCAACUGCACCGAGGAAUGUAAAGCCCUGGGCCACUCAGAUCGGUGCUGGAUGCCUUCAUUUGUCCCUUCUGAUGGACGCCAGGCUGCUGAUUAUCGUAGCAAUCUGCAUGUUCCUGGCAUGGACUCUGUUCCAGACACUGAGGUGUUUGAAACUCCAGAAGCCCAGCCUGGGGCGGAGAGGUCCUUCUCCACCUUCGGCAAAGAGAAGGCCCUUCACAGCACCCUGGAGAGGAAAGAGCUGGAUGGACUGCUGUCUAAUACACGAGCGCCUUACAAACCACCAUAUUUGAAUCAUUUUCAUCCUCUUUCUUAUUUUGUACAUUGGAAGUAA
Molecule: messenger RNA, 3129 nt
Organism: Mesoplodon densirostris (Blainville's beaked whale)
Lineage: Eukaryota; Metazoa; Chordata; Mammalia; Artiodactyla; Ziphiidae
Gene: PCDH10
Product: protocadherin 10
Exons: 5
Coding region: 1-3129 (1042 amino acids)
Biological process (GO): homophilic cell-cell adhesion
Cellular component (GO): plasma membrane
Molecular function (GO): calcium ion binding
Source: RefSeq, a predicted model, not a curated record